Messenger RNA from Podarcis muralis (Common wall lizard), 3888 nucleotides. RefSeq names its product rhomboid like 1 (gene RHBDL1). Lineage: Eukaryota; Metazoa; Chordata; Lepidosauria; Squamata; Lacertidae. Gene Ontology annotation, molecular function: serine-type endopeptidase activity. Gene Ontology annotation, cellular component: membrane. The record is from RefSeq and is a predicted model, not a curated record.
GAGAAAGAGGCGGGUCCGAGCGAGCCUCCCUCCCUCCCUCGCUUCGCGGGCGCCGCCGGCCGCUGCGGCUCCGGGUGGCCCGCCGCGCGCUCCUCUUCUCCCUGCGCCGCUUCGCGAGGGCGCCAGAGGGGGCUGCAGCGCUGCUGCUGCUGCUGCGUGCGCCGGGCGCCCGUCCAUCCGUCCCUGUUCGCAGCAGCAUCAGCAGCGAGGAGAAGCGGCGCUUGCCUGCCUGCCUGCCUGCCCGGCCGCCGCUCCUGCGCAACGCCCUCCCUCGCGCCGCCCGAGGCGCAGCGGGCGCCUCCCUCGCCUCGCCUCUCCCCGCCCCGCCGGGCUGCCCUAGGCUCCGCCUGCCCGGCUCGCUGCCUGCCACUCGCCUCGGGAAGCCGGGCUGCUGCUGCUGCUGCUGCUGCUGGUCCCGCUGCUGCUGCUCGGUCGCCUUCCCGGCGGGGGAAAGAAGGCAAGGCAGCCGCCGGUGGUGCCAGUGCCGCCGCCGCCCGUGCGCGCUCCUCCGCUGUCCUCCUCUCCCUCCGCCGUCCAGCCCAGCAGCUUGAUCCUGAAAACACCGGUUUCAUUGGCGUGGAGACCUUUGCCAGCCUGGUACACAGCCAUGAACUGCCUCUGGACCCCGCAAAACUGGAGAUGCUGGUGGCAUUGGCACAGAGCAACGACGAGGGACAGAUCUGCUAUCAGGAGCUGGUAGAUCUGAUCAGCAGCAAGCGGUCGAGCAGCUUCAAGCGAGCCAUCGCCAACGGGCAGAGGGCGCUUCCCCGCGAUGGGCUCCUGGACGAGACGGGCCUGGGCUUCUACAAGCGCUUUGUGCGCUACGUGGCCUACGAAAUCCUUCCCUGCGAGAUGGACCGGAGGUGGUACUUCUACCAGCACCGCACCUGCCCGCCUCCGGUUUUCAUGGCGGUCGUCACACUGACCCAGAUCAUCGUAUUCCUCUGCUAUGGGGCUCGGCUGAACAAGUGGGUCCUGCAGACAUACCACCCUGAGUACAUGAAGAGCCCCCUCGUGUACCACCCGGGACACCGCGCUCGUGCCUGGAGGUUCCUCACCUACAUGUUCAUGCAUGUGGGGUUGGAGCAGCUGGGCUUCAACGCCCUCUUGCAGCUGAUGAUCGGGGUACCCCUAGAGAUGGUCCACGGCAUCCUUCGCAUCAGCUUCCUCUACCUCGCAGGAGUUCUGGCAGGUUCCCUGACCGUCUCCAUCACAGACAUGAGAGCACCUUUGGUUGGAGGUUCGGGGGGAGUCUAUGCCCUCUGCUCUGCUCACCUGGCCAACGUUGUCAUGAACUGGGCAGGGAUGCGUUGCCCUUACAAACUGCUGCGCAUGGUGUUAGCCCUGGUGUGCAUGAGCUCUGAGGUGGGCCGUGCUGUUUGGCUGCGUUUCUCUCCCCCCUUGCCCUCCUCGGGCCCCCAGCCCAGCUUCAUGGCCCACCUGGCAGGGGCGAUUGUGGGCAUCAGCAUGGGCCUGACCAUCCUCCGCAGCUACGAGGAGAACCUCCAGGACCAGUGCGGCUGGUGGGUGGUGCUCCUCUCCUACGCCACCUUCCUGGUCUUUGCCGUCUUCUGGAACAUCUUCGCCUACGACCUUCUAGGGGCACAGAUCCCACCUCCCCCGUAGCAAUCCCCUCCCGCUUCCCGGUCCCAGUUCUCUCUGCAACACCCGCCCUGGAAGUGCCAAAAACUGCAGACAUCACCGGAGAGAAAGGGAGGGGGCUGACCUGGCGCACAGGAGCGCAGGAGCCCAGCGACCGCGCGCCGCGUCUCCGAAGCGAUUCGUCAGCCGGAUGCCAAAAACAAGAUUAGCAAGGACCCAUGCUAGGCUCCUGCGGGAAGAGGCCGGAGGGCAAAUGGGGCCAUCUGUGACCCAGGAACGAACAAACUGCCACCCCUUUCCCUAGAAUUCCCUCUGUGUCCACCCCCAGCUCAGCUCCAAAGAGGGGUGGGGGGAGAUCCCUUAGCAAUUGUGUUCUCAGAGAUCCCCUUAUAGGCAUGAGAGUCUAUGUAUUCUUUUUGGGGAGGGAGGGUUGGUGGGUUGGUACCCCUUUACCCGUGUCUAUUCCAGAGUUUUGUGUUCCUCCGGCAGAGCUGUGUCUGUGAUGAUGGAUGCAGCUGCAUCUGAUGCCUUCAGAUCAUUCCUCGUGCUCUUGAGUUGCUGGGUUUGUUGGCUUGUUUGCUUUGUAACCUCCUUCAUUCCCUUGCUUUGGAAUUGGUUUUUCUGCGAGCUCCUUGGGUAACACCUCUGUGCUUCAGUUUUUUUUACCGGGGAGGGGCUGAGAUGGUGGGUGGGUGGGUUUCGCCUUUCUUUGGCCUGGGAGUCCUUCCAUCUAACCUGUGGUUGGAGGUCUGGUUUUGGGAUUCUUCUGUAGGGAAGGAGGGAAAUACAGCAUCUUCCCAUUGCUCAAUGUUUGAUGAUGUGGUUUGCAGGCAAAAGGUCCCAGUUCAAUCCCUGGCGCCUCCAAGGAUGGCCAUGUCUCGGACUGUGGAGAGGCGCUAUCAAUCAGUAUAGUCAACAUUGAGCUAGAUGGUCUGACUUUGUAUACAGAGCAGCUUCCUAUGCUCCUGUGUGUGAGAGAGUGCACAGGAGGUCCACACCAAUACACACCAGCGUGCAGGUCUGCGUGCAUUAUUAUGAUCAUUUAAGGAAACAAUCAAGGGUCAUAGCAGCUUCCUAUGUUUCUAUAAAUGUGUCUUCUCUGCGCUGAGGAAUCUCUGGCCUUAAAGGAGAUUCCCAGAUGGAACUCCAGGCCCUAAGAUCUCUACAAAGUCCAUGGGGUUCAGGCAGCUUCCUUCUCCUGCCUUUCUUCCAUCACCCUGCCUCUGUCCCCCUUGUAUUGCCAAGGUGCCCAUUUGGCCCCGACGGAACAGUGACUGAGCAAUUGGUCCUGUUCAGGCUCACAGGUUUUGUGUUUCCAGAAGCUGGUUUCUAGAGCAGGGGUUGGUCUAGAUCAGGGACAGCCGACUUCUGGAUUCUCAGGAGUGUGUGUAUGUGUGCGCGCGCAGGGAAGGUGCGGAGUUCUGUGCUGUAGUUAGUAGUUGGGAAGCAAGGCUUGGAAGUAUAUUUUGCCAUGAAGUCCGAUCACCUGAAUGGGUGGAUUGGCUCUUAAAAUAGCAAAUGCACUUGGUGGGUGGGUGGGGGGAGGAGAGCUCCACUUAAAACCCAAAGAGAGAGAAAGCGGGGUCUGUUUUGUGCCAUACCUUUGAACAAUUUUUUUCGUUUUCUUAAAUGAGCAUGAACAGUCUUGGCUUAAGACACGGGAAGGCCACAUGGCGCCUGGAUAAAUUUGCUUGAGGAGGUCAGCUGUGCCCUCCAGAUGGCCAGUUAACUCAUCCUUGGCCUAGAUUGAUCUUCCCAUCCUUUAUGAGGACCUUUGACAGUGUUCAACUGCACUGGGGAUUGAAGCGGGGAGCCUGAGCAGGUGGGAGAGUGGAGCUCUUACUCUUCUGCCCAGGCUGAGAUGGAACCCUCCCCAUUUAUCGGCAGCUUUUGCUAAGGGUGCUCCAGCAGGAAUCCUCCAAAUGGGAUGGGCUCGGUGAAAACCCUUGGUGGAGCCCUCAACACCUCAAGGCCAGCUAAUGGGCUCCACCGUCCUUCUGCUAAGGCCUGGAAGGGUUCCUGGGUGUUUUAAUUUUAAAACUUUCUAGCUGGCUUCAAAACGUGCCUUCCUGUCGCAAGGGGUGCCAUUUGGGAAGCGAGUUUAUUUCGUUUUGCGCUGUGGGAGCAGUAGAUCUCUGGCACAUGGCCUGUGACAGCACCCCAGAUCUCGCUGCACCAGGCUGCUGAAAUUGUUCCGUCCCGCUGCGAAUGGAAAUGCACCUGUCUUCGGAGAGAUGAAGUCUAAAGAUGAACAGGCAGGGGUGAGCAUGCAAUAGGGGGGAGAAU